AUGCGUUCGUUACUGGCGCUUUGGGCAGUCCUGCCUGCUACAAUAUCCUUCGAGUUCGUGAAUCCUGCCAGCCAUGGCAGCCAGAGCAGCUUCUCACAAGGCUCAGUUUACACGGAGCACUCAGUCCUCCAGAUCCGCUGGACCUCACCUUAUUCGGAUCAAGAUGCGACAGUUGGCUUAUUUCAGGUCAAUACGAGUUCAACUCUAGCUUCCAGUACAUCUCCACAGACGAUAGGUGACAUAGAGUAUCUCGCGGAGGGCCAGGCUUAUGAUAGAACAUCACGCCAGUGGAUCGUGGUGACAAACAAGGACCUGAGUGUCUCCAACGUCUUCGUGAUGAUGCUCUUCGUCACAGAAGCCACAAGCGCAAGCGACAUGACCGUUUAUUUCAACAUUACAUCGCCCGACUCAGACAGUGCCUCGACAGACGAUUCAAGUACCUCGACGAGCGCGUCAAGUGCCUCGAGCAGUGCAACAACCAGGGCCCAAUUGUCGCCCACCCUAACUGUCUCCAAUCCUUCGGCAAGCACAACGGCCUCAGACGCAGCAUCACAAAGCUCCUCCGACAUGAACUCUUCCGCGAAGAUAGGACUCGGCGUCGGCAUUCCUGCCGCGGCAAUAGUUGGCGUGUUGGCAACUUGGUUGGUCUUCCGCCGCAGGAGAGCUCCCACCGCCAAAGGUUGCGAAGAACAGCCUCAAGAAGACAAGGUCGUGCCCAUGGUCGUUGAUGAGGCCACUGGAGCCACCUCCAGGCCUGCUUCCAAAGCCAUGUCGUAUGGGCCUGCUUCUAGUACACAUGGAAGUGUGCCUCUUCCUAGUACCCACACUGGCCCAACUGUGUACGAGGCAAGCAACGAGCCGGCUAAUGUCAGCGAGUUGUAUGCGCCUACCUACUACCGAAGCUAG
Molecule: messenger RNA, 906 nt
Organism: Diaporthe amygdali
Lineage: Eukaryota; Fungi; Ascomycota; Sordariomycetes; Diaporthales; Diaporthaceae
Exons: 2
Coding region: 1-906 (301 amino acids)
Source: RefSeq, a predicted model, not a curated record